AUGUUUAAACUGAAACAACUUACUUAUAGAGAUAUGGACAUCCAUGGAAUGGGAAGUCUCCAAAUGAGGGAUUUUGUUGCCAAUGUGUCGAAUGGAAUUGAUACCUACAGUAUCAGAGAACCUCCUUGGGUUUGUGCAGGAAUAUUUCCUUCCAAUUUUCUUGAGAUGACUUCCUUAUUGAUGUUUCCUAUGACAGUUACAUGUAAAAAUGCUUCCAUCUUAAAGCCAUCAGAACCGUGGGAUCCAGGACCUUUUAUGAUACUCUCUAUAGCGGCUAUGAAACUUGUUUGGCCUAGUAGUUUCGUUGACAUCAUGCAUGGUUCCUACCGUACUAUUAAUAAUUGUAUUGAUGGUGACAACGAGGUUAUAUCAAUUGUUGAUUCAAUUAUUACAACGAGCACUCAUAUUUAUAUAAGGACAAAAGUUAAGGAGAAAUGUGUUCAUCCAGACAGAGGAGUCAAAAAUCAUGCAAUUGUCAUUCCAUAUGCAAGCAUGGGCAUUACAAUGAAUUCCUUCGCUGGAUUUGGAGCUUGUAGUAAGAACGUCGACGAACCGCUACGCGACUUAUUUGGAUUAAUAGUUCCUUUGGACGGGUCACGCCUAUCAAGAUAA
Molecule: messenger RNA, 612 nt
Organism: Papaver somniferum (opium poppy)
Lineage: Eukaryota; Viridiplantae; Streptophyta; Magnoliopsida; Ranunculales; Papaveraceae
Product: methylmalonate-semialdehyde dehydrogenase [acylating], mitochondrial-like
Exons: 1
Coding region: 1-612 (203 amino acids)
Biological process (GO): thymine catabolic process; L-valine catabolic process
Cellular component (GO): mitochondrion
Molecular function (GO): malonate-semialdehyde dehydrogenase (acetylating, [NAD(P)+]) activity; methylmalonate-semialdehyde dehydrogenase (acylating, NAD+) activity
Source: RefSeq, a predicted model, not a curated record